AUGACUAUUUGGAUCGACAUGGCAGCAUCGUGCCGCAUCAUGACAGUCCCCGAAGAAACUGGACAUGACGAACUAUUCUGGCGCCGAGGGCUAGUUCAGGAGGUUCUCGAUCGACGUAUGACAGUUGCGCGAGACGGAAAGUAUAUACCCAUAGUAUGGCGGGGUAUUUUUAAAUUCCGAAUUGACUUUGGUUCUUCGAAGAUAAGUAUGGCAGAUAGUCCUCGACAAUGCGUGCGUGGUGCUGGGAUCCACCACCUUCCACCACCUGCCACGGAUGCUGUUGUCUCGAGUUGGCUGCCAUACAGUCGUGCGAUAACGGCAACCCAGAUGCUAUCCGUCCUUGAACAGCACAAGUUACUGGAGCUCCAUGCGAUUAAUGAUUCAAAUAUGUUGUCUAACUUCAAGAGUGCGAGGGUCUAUGGCCCUAAAGGACAACAAAUCGAUGUCUUUUUAGCAAAAAAAAGAAGGAUCAAUCUUUAUGCGGAGAGCGACAAUCUUUGCCGUCUCACUGAAGUAGCGCUACGAAUCCAAUCCUACCGAAACAACUGCAGCAGCUGGAAGAUAGAAGAUUAUGAUGCGGGGGCCGCUGGAGUGCUGCAAAGGCUAGGAAACGGAUUAGCCACCAUUGGUGCACUGGAACGGCAUACGUCGUGCACUAUUGGCAAGCAAACGCUAGUGUUUGCCGCAAGUUAA
Molecule: messenger RNA, 693 nt
Organism: Suillus paluster
Lineage: Eukaryota; Fungi; Basidiomycota; Agaricomycetes; Boletales; Suillaceae
Exons: 5
Coding region: 1-693 (230 amino acids)
Source: RefSeq, a predicted model, not a curated record